AUGAAGCGCUUGAGUAAGAAUAAUAUCGGGUCUAUAAAAGAAGACCUGUCACGGCUGGAACAUGCGAAAGAAGACCAUGAUGGACAAUUGUAUAAGAUUACAAUGGCCCAAGAACUGUUCUACGGCUUCUCGCACCCCCCGCCACGUGUGCGCACUAAACCACUGCAGGUUAUCUGUGUGGGACUUCCGCGAUCCGCUACCGAGAGCCUAAGCAUGGCGUUACAGAAACUCGGCUAUACUACAUUCCACGGCUGGGACCUUGUGGCCGAGGAGGGCACCUAUAUCCAAGGUUGGAACAAGCUAGCAGCCCGGAAAUAUGGCCCUGCAAGUAAAGAUGGUAGUCGGAGUAUCUCUGCUACCGAAUUUGAUGCCCUUCUCGGACACUGCGACGUUGUUAUCGACAGCGCAGCGAGUUUGUUCUCCGCCGAGCUGGUGGUGGCCUACCCCGAUGCGAAGGUUAUUCUUAAUAGCCGCCGUGAUUUGGCAGCCUGGCAGCGCAGCGUGAUUAAGACCAUCGUACCAAUCCAGGAAAGCUGGUUUCUCUGGACCAUGCGCUGGUUUGAGUCAGAUCUCUGGUGGCUGUGGCAGUUUUAUAUGGUCCAUGGGUACCCCGGUCUUUUUCGGGCGACGUAUGACGGCAGCAUUCGUGAGGCAAUCCAGCACCAAUGGGUGUAUCGUGAUCACUGCAGCAUGGCCCGGGGCAUGGUACCCAAGGACCGUCUGCUGGAGUGGACGGUGGAAGAGGGAUGGGAGCCUCUUUGCAAGUUCCUGGGGAAGCCCGUCCCUGAUGAGCCAUUUCCUCGAACCAACGACGCAUCUGGAUUUGAGAAGAACGUCGACAAUCUGCUGAAGAAGCGCAUCAUGCGCGGCCUGCGAAACAUGGGUCUGUUGCUGACCGCGGGAGGGGCGGUGGUGACGGCCAUGGUGAUGAUGGGUUAG
Molecule: messenger RNA, 939 nt
Organism: Aspergillus tanneri
Lineage: Eukaryota; Fungi; Ascomycota; Eurotiomycetes; Eurotiales; Aspergillaceae
Product: sulfotransferase family protein
Exons: 3
Coding region: 1-939 (312 amino acids)
Source: RefSeq, a predicted model, not a curated record